This is a messenger RNA of Capronia epimyces CBS 606.96, 285 nucleotides long. RefSeq lists its product as uncharacterized. Bases 1 to 285 code for a protein of 94 amino acids. The record is from RefSeq and is a predicted model, not a curated record. Lineage: Eukaryota; Fungi; Ascomycota; Eurotiomycetes; Chaetothyriales; Herpotrichiellaceae. The transcript is spliced from 2 exons.
AUGGUGCUUACAGAGCUCUUCUCUCCGAAGAAGAGCACUUUCGACGAGUUCGAAGAUCCCAAGGCAUUCGAGAAGGAGGACUGUCUAUCGUGCAGAGUACUAGGCUCAACCGCACUUGUAUCACUGGGUGGCUAUACAUAUUACUCUGGCAUGCAACAGCUCAAACAACAACGGAAAGUCAUCGAGCUCAGCAAGUCGAAGUACAAAUAUGGAUCCCGGCAACUAGGGAUCGUGUCCCUGUCGGCGACUUUGUUUGGCCUUGGGAUCUACAGGAUGGUCAACUGA